GGUCAGCUGCCUUGUAUGAAAACGCUUCCUGGUUAGCGAAUGAAAUCAGAUAUUAGCGUGUUUUCUCCAAUAAACCAAUAUUAAUGCAAGCCGCCGUUGCGUAAAGCUUAGAUUUCAGUAGACGUGAUCCGGGACAACCGCAGCUGUGAAUAUGAACACGGAGAAAGACUUUUCGCCUCUGACGCCCAACAUUGUCAGGGCUCUGAAUGAUAAACUGUACGAGAAGAGGAAAGUCGCAGCUCUUGAAAUAGAGAAGCUGGUACGCGAGUUUGUGGCUCAGAACAACUCUACCCAAAUCAGACAUGUGAUCCAGAUCUUGGCCUCGGAAUUUGCUCUCUCUCAACAUCCCCACAGUCGGAAGGGGGGUCUAAUUGGACUCGCGGCUUGCUCCAUCGCCCUCGGAAAGGACUCAGGUCUGUAUCUGAAGGAGCUCAUAGAGCCCGUACUCACGUGCUUCAAUGACUCAGACAGUCGUUUGCGCUACUACGCUUGUGAAGCUCUUUAUAACAUAGUUAAGGUGGCCAGGGGAGCCGUUCUGCCCCACUUCAACUUGCUUUUUGAUGGCCUCAGCAAGCUUGCAGCAGAUCCAGACCCCAAUGUCAAAAGUGGAUCUGAACUCUUGGACAGACUGCUGAAAGACAUUGUUACAGAGAGUAACACAUUUGACUUAGUGGCUUUUGUUCCCCUGCUGAGAGAGAGGAUCUACUCAAAUAAUCAGUAUGCCAGACAGUUUAUUAUUUCUUGGAUUCACGUCUUGGAGUCUGUGCCAGAUAUAAACUUGUUAGACUAUCUCCCAGAGAUCCUGGAUGGACUCUUUCAGAUCCUCGGUGAUAACAGCAAGGAGAUCCGUAGGACAUGUGAGGUGGUACUAGGAGAGUUUCUGAAGGAGAUUAAGAAGACGCCAUCCAGUGUGAAAUUUGCUGAGAUGGCCAACAUUCUAGUCAUUCACUGCCAAGUUGCAGAUGAAGCCAAACUCACAAAUGAUCUGAUCCAGCUGACAGCCAUGACAUGGAUGAGAGAGUUUAUCCAGCUAGCAGGCAGAGUGGUUCUCCCAUAUUCCUCUGGCAUCUUAACUGCAGUGCUGCCUUGCCUCUCCUAUGAUGACAGAAAGAAAAACACCAAAGAAGCGGCCAGUGCCUGUAAUCACAGUCUGAUGAAAUUGGUGACUCCUGAGGAUGAUGAGGAUAAUGAGGAGGAAAAAAAUGGAAGCACUGGCUCACCGUCCACAGGUGAUGGCCAGCCCAAAAUGGAGGGAGACAGCAAUGAUAUGCUGAAUGCGUCGCAAGAAUCUGUUGGUUUCAGUAAUAUCAGCUUCUUCACUCCAGCAAGUGCUGAUAGGUCUCAAGUAAAUCUGGAUCUUGAUGGCAUUGUUCAAGUGUUGGACCGCCACCUCCAUGACUCCUCCACUGGCAUGAUGACCCGCAUCGCUGUGCUCAAAUGGCUUUAUCACCUCUACAUCAAGACACCUCGAAAAAUGUUCCGCCAUACAGAUAGCCUUUUCCCCAUUCUGCUUAAAACACUGUCUGAUGAGUCUGAUGAGGUGAUACUGAAAGAUCUGGAGGUUUUGGCUGAGAUAGCGUCAUCUCCUGCUGGUCAAACAGACCAAGCAUCUUCAUGUGACAGCACUGACAACAAACUGAUACUCAAGGUGCCAGAGGGUCCCAAGCCAGGGCAGCAGCCGGGCGCAGGCUCCAAAGCUGUGGACUCCUCCCCUUCCACUCCCAGUAUGAAUUCAUACUUUUACAAGUUCAUGAUCAAUCUGCUGAAGCGUUUCAGUCUGGAGAGGAAGCUGCUGGAGGUCAGAGGUGCUUUCAUCAUCAGACAGCUGUGUCUGUUGCUCCAUGCAGAGAAUAUCUUUCACUCUAUGGCUGACAUCUUGCUGAAGGAAGAAGACCUUAAAUUUGCCUCCACUAUGAUUCAGACCCUCAACACCAUCCUGCUCACUUCUGCUGAGCUUUUUCAGUUGCGCAACCAGCUUAAAGACCUGCACACUCAGGAAAGCUGCGCUUUGUUCUGCUGCCUGUAUCGUUCCUGGUGCCACAACCCUGUGGCCACUGUGUCACUUUGUUUCCUCACACAGAACUACAAACAUGCCUACGAUCUCAUUCAAAAGUUUGGAAAUCUGGAGGUGACAGUAGACUUCCUGAUGGAGGUUGACAAGCUUGUGCAGCUCAUAGAAAGCCCGAUCUUUACCUACCUGCGUCUGCAGCUCUUAGAUGUGGAGAACAACCCAUACCUGAUUAAAGCACUGUAUGGUCUGCUGAUGCUGCUUCCACAGAGCCAGGCCUUCCAGCUUCUCUCCCACCGCUUGAAGUGUGUUCCUAACCCGGAGCUUAUGAGGACCGUGGAUGAAUCAAAGUAUAUGGAUUCUAAACACCAUGUUACAUCUAAACGUGCCUCUCAUUCUCACGUGGAUUACGACGAGCUGCUCCAGCAUUUUGACCGUGUGCAGAGCAAACACCUGGAGGUGCGACACCAGCGUUCUGGACGAGCGUCUGAUCAUCCUGACAGAAAGCUAGUGUAAAGAUACAGUAUUUUGCCACACUGACCUCUGGUAAUUGAAAACAUAGUUGAGUAUGAAAUAAUAUACUUGUACUAAGAAUUAUUAAAUGUUAAUGAUGCCAAAAAGUAUUAAGUAUGUAAUAUUGUCAGAUAAAAACUUGGUUUGCAUUGUCAAAGCUUCAU
This is a messenger RNA of Melanotaenia boesemani (Boeseman's rainbowfish), 2685 nucleotides long. It is a transcript of the gene vac14, whose product is annotated as vac14 homolog (S. cerevisiae). The record is from RefSeq and is a predicted model, not a curated record. The transcript has a single exon. Gene Ontology annotation, biological process: positive regulation of kinase activity; phosphatidylinositol biosynthetic process. Gene Ontology annotation, cellular component: PAS complex; endosome membrane. The coding region runs from base 152 to 2524 and encodes 790 amino acids. NCBI's taxonomy places the organism in Eukaryota, Metazoa, Chordata, Actinopteri, Atheriniformes, Melanotaeniidae.